Poecile atricapillus (Black-capped chickadee) is the source of this 10042-nucleotide messenger RNA. RefSeq names its product myosin VB (gene MYO5B). The transcript is spliced from 40 exons. NCBI's taxonomy places the organism in Eukaryota, Metazoa, Chordata, Aves, Passeriformes, Paridae. The record is from RefSeq and is a predicted model, not a curated record. Gene Ontology annotation, cellular component: vesicle; cytoplasm; actin cytoskeleton. The coding region runs from base 142 to 5685 and encodes 1847 amino acids. Gene Ontology annotation, biological process: vesicle transport along actin filament; actin filament organization. Gene Ontology annotation, molecular function: microfilament motor activity; ATP binding; actin filament binding.
UUCCCGUGCCCGCGCCCGGCCGGCCGUGGCGGGUGUAAAGGUCGGAGUGCCGGUGUGUCGGAGUGUCCGUGUGUCCGUGCGGCGGUCGGUCCGGCCGCCCGCCGCCCCCAUGCCCCGCGCCUAGCGCCGCCCGCCCCGGCCAUGUCCGCCGCGCAGCUCUACACCAAGUACACUAAGGUUUGGAUUCCUGACCCUGAUGAAGUUUGGAGAUCAGCAGAAAUUAUCAAGGAUUACAAAGAGGGAGAUAAAAGCCUCCAGCUGAAACUUGAAGAUGAAACUCUGUACGAAUAUCCCAUCGACCUCCAAGGGAAUGAGCUGCCCUUCCUGCGCAAUCCAGACAUCCUGGUGGGGGAGAAUGACCUGACAGCCCUCAGCUACCUGCACGAGCCUGCGGUCCUGCACAACCUCAAAGUCAGGUUCCUCGAGUCCAACCACAUCUACACCUACUGUGGUAUCGUGCUGGUGGCUAUCAACCCCUAUGAGCAGCUGCCAAUCUACGAGCAGGAUGUCAUCUACGCCUACAGCGGCCAGAACAUGGGGGACAUGGACCCCCACAUCUUCGCCGUGGCCGAGGAAGCCUACAAGCAGAUGGCCAGGGAUGAGAAGAACCAGUCCAUCAUCGUGAGCGGGGAGUCGGGGGCAGGCAAGACAGUCUCUGCCAAAUACGCCAUGCGCUUCUUCGCCACCGUCGGGGGCUCCGCCAGCGAGACCAACAUCGAAGCCAAAGUCCUGGCCUCCAGCCCCAUCAUGGAGGCCAUUGGAAAUGCUAAAACAACAAGGAAUGACAACAGCAGCCGCUUUGGGAAAUACAUUCAGAUUGGCUUUGAUAAAAGGUACCACAUUAUUGGUGCCAACAUGAGGACGUAUCUGCUGGAAAAAUCUCGGGUUGUAUUUCAGGCAGAGGAUGAGCGCAACUACCACAUCUUCUAUCAGCUCUGUGCCUCCUCAAGCCUUCCAGAAUUCAAGGACCUUGGACUCACAUGUGCCGAAGACUUUUUCUACACUUCUCAGGGAGGUGACACGUCCAUCGAUGGCGUGGAUGAUGCUGAUGACUUUGAGAAGACCAGGCAUGCCUUCACCCUGCUCGGAGUGAAGGAGUCUCAUCAGAUGACCAUUUUUAGGAUAAUUGCUGCCAUUCUGCACCUGGGGAACUUGGAAAUCCAAGGGGAACGAGAUGGGGAAGCCUGCAGUGUUUCGAGCGAGGACGAGCACCUGAGCAACUUCUGCAGCCUGCUGGGCGUGGAGCACAGCCAGAUGCAGCACUGGCUGUGUCACCGCAAGCUCGUCACCACGGCUGAGACCUACGUGAAGAGCAUGUCCCUGCACCAGGUGGUGAACGCCAGGAACGCCCUUGCCAAGCACAUCUAUGCCCAGCUCUUCAACUGGAUCGUGCAGCACAUCAACAAGGCCCUGCACACCACUGUGAAGCAGCACUCCUUCAUCGGUGUGCUCGACAUCUAUGGGUUUGAAACUUUUGAAGUGAAUAGCUUUGAGCAGUUCUGUAUCAACUAUGCCAACGAAAAGCUCCAGCAGCAGUUCAACUCGCACGUGUUUAAACUGGAACAAGAAGAGUACAUGACGGAGGGAAUCCCUUGGACUCUCAUAGACUUCUAUGACAACCAGCCCUGCAUAGACCUGAUAGAGGCCAAGCUUGGGAUCCUGGACCUGCUGGAUGAAGAGUGCAAGGUGCCCAAGGGCACGGACCAGAACUGGGCGCAGAAGCUGUACGACCGCCACGCCGCCAGCCAGCACUUCCAGAAACCUCGCAUGUCCAACACCUCCUUCAUCAUCCUGCACUUCGCUGACAAGGUGGAGUACCAGAGCGAGGGGUUUCUGGAGAAGAACAGGGACACCGUGUAUGAGGAGCAGAUCAACAUCCUCAAAGCCAGCAAGUAUCAGAUGGUAGCAGACUUAUUCCAGGAGGAGAAGGAAGCUAUGCCUGCCACUGCCGUGCGGAAGGGAACACCCCGGAUCAGCGUCCGCUCUGCCAGGCCAGCCUUCAAAGCUGCCAACAAGGAGCACAGGAAAACAGUGGGACACCAGUUCCGCAACUCCCUGCACCUGCUGAUGGAGACCCUGAACGCCACCACCCCACACUACGUGCGCUGCAUCAAGCCCAACGACGAGAAACUCCCCUUCAAAUUUGAUCCAAAGAGAGCAGUGCAGCAGCUGAGAGCCUGUGGGGUGCUGGAGACCAUCCGGAUCAGUGCAGCUGGCUUCCCAUCCAGGUGGUCCUACCCUGACUUUUUCAAUAGGUAUCGUGUGCUUAUGAACAAGAGAGACCUCUCUAAGAAUGACAAGAAGCAGAUCUGUCAGACCCUGUUGGAAGACCUCAUUAAGGAUCCAGACAAGUUCCAGUUUGGCCGUACCAAGAUCUUUUUCCGUGCAGGCCAGGUGGCAUAUCUGGAGAAACUGCGGGCAGAUAAGUUCAGAGCUGCCACCAUCAUGAUCCAGAAGACUGUGCGGGGCUGGCUGCAGAGGGCCAAGUACCAGCGGCUGAGACGAGCCACCCUCACCCUGCAGUGCUAUGCCCGCAGGCACCUGGCACGAAGGCUUUUUGAGCACCUGAGGAGGACGAGGGCUGCCAUCGUCUUGCAGAAGCAGUACCGAAUGCUGCGGAUGCGCCAGGCUUUCCUGAGGGUCCGCAACGCCACCCUCACCAUCCAGGCUUUUGCUCGGGGCAUGUUUGUCAGGAGGAUUUAUCACCAGAUGCUGAUGGAACACAAGGCCACCAUACUGCAGAAGUACGCCCGGGGCUGGCUGGCCCGCACGCGGUUGCGCCGGGCCCGGGCCGCCGCCGUGGUGCUGCAGUGCCACUGGCGGCGCCUCAGGGCCCGGCGCCAGCUCCAGGCCCUCCGCAUCGAGGCACGCUCGGCACAGCACCUCAAGAAGCUCAACAUUGGCAUGGAGAACAAGGUGGUGCAGCUGCAGAGGAAGGUGGAUGAGCAGAACAAGGAGAACAAACUUCUGAAUGAGCAGCUGUCCAUGCUGACAUCAGCCCACUCCUCCGAGGUGGAGAAGCUGAAGAAGGAGCUGCAGCAGUACCAGCAGACCCAGCAGGGUGAUGGCAACCAGCUCCUCAGCCUGCAGGAGGAGAUGGAGCGGCUGCGGAUGGAGCUGGAGAGGGCUCACGGGGAGAGGGAGGUCAUGGAGGACAGCCACGGCAAGGAGAGGGACCUGCUGAGGAAGCGCAUCUCUGACCUGGAAGAAGAAAACACUCUCCUGAAGCAGGAAAAAGAGGAGCUGAACAGCAGGAUUCUCUGUCAAUCUGAAGAUGAAUUUGCACAAAACACAGCUGAAGAAAAUAUCCAGAUGAAGAAAGAGCUGGAAGAAGAGAGGUCUCGUUAUCAGAACCUGGUAAAAGAGUAUGCAAGUCUGGAGCAGAGAUAUGACAAUUUGAGGGAUGAAAUGACUAUUAUUAAGCAAACACCGGGGCACAGGAGAAGCCCAUCCAACCAGAGCAGCUUGGAGUCUGAUUCCAAUAACCCAUCCAUCUGCACGUCUGAGAUUGGGGACACCGAGGAUGUGAUACAGCAGGUGGAGGAGAUUGGGAUGGAGAAAGCAGCCAUGGACAUGACCCUCUUCCUAAAGCUGCAGAAGCGAGUGAGGGAGCUCGAGCUGGAGAGGAGGAAGCUGCAAGCCCAGCUGGAGAAAAAGGAGCAAGAGAUCAAGAAAUCCCAGGUAAUUGAAACAAAGACUGAAGUAUCUUCGGAACAUGAAGAUUUUGCAUACAACAGCCUGAAGAGGCAAGAGCUGGAGUCAGAGAACAAGAAGCUGAAAAAUGAGCUCAACGAGCUGAGGAAGGCCAUAGCAGACCUUGCCACACAGAACAACUCCUCCAACGAUGUGCAGGACAGCUACAACCUCCUUCUGAACCAGCUGAAAUCGGCCAACGAGGAGCUGGAGGUGCGCAAGGAGGAGGUGCUGAUCCUCAGGUCGCAGAUCAUGAAGGCAGCCCAGCAGAAGGAGACUGGGAAAAACAUGGAGAACAUCUCCCCCAAUGCCAGCUGGCCCAACAGUGACCGGCACGUUGACCAGGAGGACGCGAUCGAAGCCUACCAGGGCAUAUGUGAGACCAACCGCAAGACUGAGGACUGGGGGUAUCUCAACGAAGACGGAGAGCUCGGCUUGGCUUAUCAAGGUUUAAAGCAAGUUGCCAGGCUGCUGGAAGCACAGCUCCAGGACCAGAGAAGGGAGCAUGAGGAGGAGAUGGAAGCUCUGAGAAACCAGGUGGAUUUAAUGCAAGAGGAGCUGGAGAAGCAGCAGCAGGCAUUCCUGCAGACUCUGCAGCUCUCUCCAGAGGUCCAGGUGGAGUUAGGACUUCAGCAAGAAAUUACACGUCUGACCAAUGAAAACCUGGAUCUUAAAGAAUUGCUGGAAAAGUUGGAAAAGGAUGAAAAGAAGCUGAAGAAGCAGCUGAAGAUUUACAUGAAGAAGGUCCAAGAUUUUGAAGCAUCCCAGACAAUGGUGCCAGUGGAGAGAAGGCCGCACGAGCGGAACAUGCAGGUUGCUGUCCAGAGGAAGGAGAAGGAUUUUCAGGGCAUGCUGGAAUAUUACAAAGAAGAUGAGCCACUCCUCAUCCGAAACCUCAUUACAGAUCUUAAGCCCCAGGCAGUGUCUGCAACUGUUCCCUGCCUUCCUGCUUACAUCCUCUACAUGUGCAUCAGACACGCAGAUUACAUCAAUGAUGACCAGAAGGUGCACUCCUUGCUCACCUCCACCAUCAAUGGCAUUAAGAAAGUGCUGAAGAAGCACCACGAUGACUUUGAGAUGACGUCGUUCUGGCUGGCGAACACGUGCCGCCUCCUGCACUGCCUGAAGCAGUACAGUGGGGAAGAGGGUUUCAUGACCCAAAACACAGCGAAGCAGAAUGAGCACUGCCUGAAGAACUUUGACCUGACCGAGUACCGCCAGGUGCUGGGCCACCUCUCCAUCCAGAUCUACCAGCAGCUCAUCAACAUUGCAGAGGGCAUCCUGCAGCCCAUGAUCGUGUCUGCUGUGUUGGAAAAUGAGAGUAUCCAAGGGCUUUCCAGUGUCAAACCGGUGGGCUACAGGAAAUACUCCUCCAAUGCGUCAGAAGGUGGCAGCUCCUACAGCUUGGAUGAAAUGAUUCACCAGUUGAACACAUUCCACAGCAUCAUGUGUGACCAAGGCCUGGACCCAGAGAUCAUCCAGCAGGUGUUUAAGCAGCUCUACUACAUGAUCAACGCCAUCGCCCUGAACAACCUCCUGCUGAGGAAGGAUGUCUGCUCAUGGAGCACGGGCAUGCAGCUGAGGUUUAACAUAAGCCAGCUUGAGGAAUGGCUGCGUGGGAAGAAUCUGCAACAGAGUGGAGCAGCGCAAACUCUGGAGCCCUUGAUUCAGGCAGCACAGCUCCUGCAGCUGAAAAAGAAAACCUCAGAGGAUGCCGAGGCCAUCUGCUCCUUGUGCACGUCACUCACGACCCAGCAGAUUGUAAAGAUACUUAAUCUCUACACUCCUGUGAAUGAGUUUGAAGAACGUGUGACAGUAGCUUUCAUACGAAACAUACAGAAGCAGUUGCAAGAACGGAAUGACCCUCCACAUCUGCUGUUAGACUUCAAGCACAUGUUCCCAGUUCUGUUCCCAUUCAACCCAUCUGCCAUCACCAUGGACUCCAUUCAUCUCCCUGCUUCCCUCAACUUGGAUUUUCUCAAUAAAGUCUGAAGAAAGUAGAAUUAAGCUCAACUCUCACACCCAGAGACUUCCAGCAAUGAAAGAAAAAAUAAUAAAAAGAAUUCAAGAGCUCUUUAAAUAUGGACCAAACAGGCUUAUGGAAGAACCAGUACACAGUAACAAAUGGAAGCUAAAGUGUACACUAAAAAAGACACUGGUCUGUAUGUGAUCAUGUGAUUUUCUUUUGGUAAUUUGCAGCUCAGAAAUAAGGAUACUUGAAAAUAGAUUUAUUUUUUACUGCUUGAUUUUAUGUUGACAUAGUUCAAAGCCCAUAAUCAUCUCCAAAAGUCACUAAAAAAAAGGAUGGAAGUGGGAGACUGCUUAUUUUAAUCUUCUUAGGUGUCUAUGACAAAAACAGAAUCUGAGACACCUGUGCUGCCUUGAAGGAUGUGUCAUUUGUCUAGUAGCAGGUGGUCUUGUGUGUGUGAAUAACAAAACAUGCAGUUCUGCCUUCAGGUCUUGUUAGUAACUACAUUCACAAUAGUGAAUUGGAAAGGUAAAUUUCAGAAGGUAUGUAUUUGUCACACCAUAAAUGUAUCAGGGCUGGGAUGCUUCUUGUUCCCACUGGUGGGGAAUUUGUCACAACUUGUAUGUUUGAGAAAUGCUGUUGCUGCUCCUAAGUACAUUCAGUGCAUCUGCUUCGUGGAAAUUUAACUAAAUUGGCAGGACUUUGUUCCAUUGGACUUUCUUACAUUAUCAACUUUACCUUAGCAAAGGUUUUGUCCUAGUGAAAUAAUCAUGAUGCAAAGGACUGCCUUAAGCCUUCUGCUUCUAGUAUAGCAUCACUCUGAUCCCUACUGUUGGCUUUCCUUGUGCUUUCAAGUGUCAAACACUUUCAUCCGGUGGCUGUCAUGGUUCUUGGACCUCUCAAAUGGCCAUUAUCAGAAUCCCAUGCAUAGGUCCUGCUAAGGAUCCUGCUAAGUUUAAUCAUCCAGCCCUACCUAUGUUCAGUGGGUUAAUCCUAGCUGUAGCUGUCCAUGGAAUAACUCCAUUCAGUUCAGUAGCCAUCCAAAAUGUUAAGAAUCAUGCAAAUACAGAGCUUGGAUAAAUGAAGAAUAUUUUAAAAACUAAAAAAGUUCGAAAAGAGAUUAAAUGUUCUAACACCAAAAAGAAAAGGAAAUGUCAGGUGGUAUGUUAGUGAUAUAAGCCAUUAGUAGUGUAAGUCAAAAUAAUGUAAGCCAUUUCUUUAAGAGUGAACCCAAACUCUUUGUCUGCAACAAACUUAAAUGAAUAAUUGCUUUCAAUUCAGAUUCUGUUAGUUGGUUUGGGUUUUUUUUAAUCAGGCUUACAGACUAAUCAACCAACAAACCAACCCUCUGACCUCACCACAGAGAUGUUGCAGGAGACCAGGCAGUGGUUUUUCUUUGGACCUUGCCAGCACACGCUGCGUUCUCAGUGACUGCUGAGCAGGGGAGGAGGUGGGUUCCCAAGGGUCAGUGUUGCUCCACGACUGCUCAGCAUGGGGAUGCUUCUGCCAUAGCAGGACAUGCCAAACUGCAAUCAGGGUGUGUGGCUGCCAGCAUUCUGCCCUUUCCACAAGGCUUGUUUAAAUCAGUCUUAACUCACCUGCUUUUGUGGUUCCUUCUGUGGUCCGCAGCUCCAUCAUGGCUAAGAGCUUUCAAAGAAAAUCCAUUCUCUCCAUCUGACUCUUUUUAGCUGGUGUAAAUCCAAACAGCAGAUUUAUGACCAGGUAGGCUGUCUGCUCAGAGGUUGAAAGUAGAAUGUGAAGUUUCUUGAAGAUACACUAAUUCCUAUCUGCUGCAGUUUCCUUUCUAGGCAAGGAGCAUGUUGUGAUUUAGACAUCAUGUAUAUAAUUGGUGUAUAUACUAACCGCAGUAGUCCUGUAUGUACCAUAUAUGUAUAUUACUAUCUGAAAAAGCACAUUUUAAAAGAAACUGUUGAGUGCUGUGCAGAAUUAUAUCAGUUAAUGCCAGUGGGUAAAUGCCUUCUUUCAAACUGAGACUAUAGUUUAGAACAACUGUUACCACUGAAGGAGAGACUUCAGGCUAAAAAUUAAUUUUUUUCCCCUUAACCAUAACCCAUCCAUCUAAUGAUAGAUGUUUUGCUUGUGUAGAGCCAGGACUAGCUCCAAACUUCAGUCCUCGAGCUCUCACCUCUGCCUUGUCUUCAGUAGUGCCUUCAUCUCCCCUUGCUAUACAAUGAGGGUAAUGCCACCACUCUGCUGUCCCUGCCCAGCAAGCCCCACCACCCACUCAUCUGCAAUAUCUUUAUUUAUUUUCACCUACCUCUUUUCACAAUGAAUGUCUUUGUAGUGCUCUGACUUUUUUUAUUUGUUGUCUCUCCCUUCUCUCCACGCUCCAACACUCGCCAUGGUUUAAGGAUAAAUAAUUCAAAGCAGGAUUCAGCCUUUCUGUAAGGUGGUUUAAACAGAGAGCUGUUGCUCAGGACUCAUGUUAGGUCAGCAGUUUCAGGCAGUUCAGGUCUCUACCUCUUUCUGAUGUAAAUUAUUUGGAGUACAAUUCCCAAUGCAUUGAUUAAACAUAUGCUUAUCACUCAGACUAAGUGACAGGUUGCUGCAGAAUCCUCUUCUGCAGUGACUUUGCUGCUGAUUACCAUUGUAAAAUGUGCUUAAUGGUCUUCUAGGGGAUAAUGGUCCUUCACUGGCACUUUCAGGAUCGUAAUUUAUAUGCUCUUUCUUAAAAACUCUUAGUAUGUGUAGAUGGGAACUGGGAUUUAAUGUCUUGAUCUGUGAUCAUGUAGUUCAUCCAGUGAGAUCCAUCUGAAAGAGAACUCUGUAUGAAAUAUCUUUAAUAUAUAUUAUCUUUUCUGUUAGCAGUUUUUAAAAUUUGUAUUUAAAUGCUUAUUUAGUAAAUUGCUAUGCUCAAGCAUGCCUUCGUUCCUUACAUUUACACUUCUUUAUUUAAAAAGCAAAAUGAACACAAAGCAUGGCUUAGAGAAAGCUGGUUCUUCUCCAGAUCUGUCUUUAUUUUUAGAUAUUGAUUAUUAAGUUUAGCAUUUUCCCACUCUGUGCCUUUAGCUGUUUAGCUCAACCACUGUUUCUCUGAAAUAAGCAUUUAAACAGUGAAAUAUUUUUAUUAUUCUGUCAUAGAAAAAGUUGUCUAUGGAUAUAAAAGCCUUCUUAUAAAAUUUUACAUUGAGGAGGUCUGCAAAAAUACUUUGAAGUUCUUGGGGAAAAAAACCAAAACAAUAGUGACCCAUGGUGAUUUCUGCAACUAUCGAUGGCUUAUUUCUCAGAAAAGCACUAUUGGGAAUAAAAUAAAUUAAGUUAAACCAUCAAAACGCCCAAAUCAUCAGCAUUACAGAACCAACACUUCAAACAAGAAUUCAGGCAUAUGCUGGCUGACCUACAAGAAGCAUCCAGGACAAUGUCCACGUUUCAUUUUCACCAGAAAGUUCCUUUUCUUCUUCUAUUUUUUUUUUUUUAAUUGGCAUUUUGUAGCUGAGGUUGUUUAUCUUAUCUGAUAAAGCUGCUGUAGUUGACUGUAGAAAAAGAACAUUAGAUCUCAAAACUGAAUUUUUGCAAUCCUACAUUACAAACAUUUUUUUGCUCAUGCAGUUUAUUCCACUGGAUUGACAAGAAUUUCUUCGUGCUUGUGAAAAAGUACCAAAAUGUGGGCAUGUUAUAAGCAUAGUGGCUGCUUUUCAUCACCCUGCAACUUGAACACUGAAGUCUUUGCAGGACAUGUCUCCUCAUUUGUGUGAUUUGCAAAAGAUACAAAUGAAAAAGCUGCACUUGAAAACUAUGGUUGUUUUCCUCCAUUUUUAAAAGUAAACGAAUAAAAUCGUGCAAACUUAUUCUUUCAGACCAUUAACUGAAAAAUUAGCAUUUUAUUAUUGCAGAUGAAUAGAACAGAACAUAAUUAAAAUGAAUUGUAUGAACUUCAAUGAAGCUUUUUCUUCAGACUUUAUUGAUUCACAUAUAUAUUACAGUCAUAAAUAAAUACUUUUUUUUCUGAAAGAAAUUCUCUCAAGGCAGAUGUUAAGUAAAACAAUCCAGAAGACAUAACCCUGAUGAGUAUCCAGAUUAUUUCAAGGUGUGAAUGCAAGUGGACAAAGACUUUCAGAUUAAUUUGAAAUUAGAAGAAAAAAAAAAUAUGCUAAAAAAGUGCUACUAUAUUGAAAUCUUUGGGGAUAUUUUUUUUUUGUGGUGUGAAGUGUCAUUAUCUUAAUGAGCAGAAGGUAGAGCUGGUGUCAAAGUUGAAUGAUAUACAUGAGUGAAUACUGUAGAUGAAAUACUACUGCUUAUAAAAUAUUUUUCCAUUUUGAACAAAUCUGUAAACUACACCUUUGUUUUUAAGAAAAUGCUUGUAAUAGUCACUGUAAUAUUCAGCUGGGGAUAAAAAAAUUUGUGAAAUAAACACUUUUG